AUGUCUGGAUCUCGCAAAUUUUUUGUUGGAGGGAACUGGAAAAUGAACGGAAGCAGAGAAGAUAACGAAAAGUUACUUAAGUUGCUCUCAGAAGCUCAUUUUGGUGAGAACACAGAAGUUUUAAUUGCUCCACCAUCCAUAUUUUUGCACGACGUUCGAAAACUCUUGAAGAAGGAAAUACAUGUUGCUGCUCAAAAUUGUUAUAAAGUAUCAAAAGGUGCAUUCACUGGGGAAAUCAGCCCUGCAAUGAUAAAAGAUAUUGGUUGUGAAUGGGUAAUACUUGGACAUUCUGAGCGUAGGAGCAUUUUGGUGAAUCUGAUGAACUUAUUGCUGAAAAAGUUCAACAUGCACUUGCUGAAGCGUGAAUCUAAUAAAACGGAAGAAGUGUGCGUUAGACAGUUAAAAGCUAUCGCAAAUAAGAUUAAAUCGGCUGAUGAAUGGAAACGAGUAGUUGUAGCAUAUGAACCAGUUUGGGCUAUUGGAACAGGUAAAGUUGCUACACCACAGCAAGCUCAAGAGGUUCAUAAUUUCCUUCGUAAAUGGUUUAAAACAAACGCACCAAGUGGAGUUGAUGAAAAAAUACGUAUUAUCUAUGGUGGAUCUGUAACUGCUGCCAAUUGUAAAGAAUUAGCUCAACAACAUGAUGUCGAUGGAUUUUUGGUUGGUGGGGCUUCAUUAAAACCGGAAUUCACGGAUAUAUGUAAAGCCAAACAAUGUUGA
Schistosoma mattheei is the source of this 720-nucleotide messenger RNA. NCBI's taxonomy places the organism in Eukaryota, Metazoa, Platyhelminthes, Trematoda, Strigeidida, Schistosomatidae. The record is from the annotation of a GenBank genome assembly.